CAUAUUCGUUUUAUAAACUUUUGCUAUAAUUACAAACUUUCAUGCGCUAGAACAAAAGAAAUUAGAAUAUAAAAUAUGGAUGUUCUGAGUAGUUGUACUAUUAACCAGGUGUGCGUGAUCAAAGUUUGAGGGCCAUUCAUUAUUUACAAUCUUUUGUUAAUUCGAGGCUGAAAGUGGAACGUCGCGCGUCGUAAGGAAUGAGAAAGAAAAAUUUCUUUGUUUUUAUGUCAUAAGCAUUUACAACUUAAAAUGUAACACUUCAAACGAAGAAAAUCACCCCAAGGUAAUCCCUGAAUGGUAGCACAAUUUGCAGUGGUACCAUCUUGCCCAUUAAAUCGUUCUUCCUUUAACGAUCGUAACUAACUUCGGACGAAACAGGAUUCCCCCUCCCGUGUCUCCGAUCCCCUCGAAGAAAAUCCUUGAUUCUCAUCCCGCAGGGGGAUGUCAACCCUCGAGUCACUCUUUCCACCCCUGCAAGUGUCACCCGUCGAUCCAUUGAUCCAGCCCAUUUGCAUCCUUACGACCCUAUUAUCAGAUGGUCGCCAACUUGAAAUCCGGUAGUAAGCAAUGGAAAAGGAAUAGAAAAAGUCUCUUUUUUCCACAGCGAGGGAUAAAAGCAUAUUACUAGACUUAAUUAGAAUUCCUGACGUUUUCAUUUAAUCAUUCAAUCUGGUAUUUUAACUUAUCUGGCAAGCAUCAGUAGUAUUACUGUUCUGUAAUUAUUUAAUUAAAUUAAAUUCGUGUCGUCGGUCACCAGUGACCACUCAGGUAAUUAACGUUUUAACGCGUUGAUUACUGUGCUGGUCAACAGUAAGCAAUUUCAUUUGAACAAGCAAUGAUAAAACGAGGGAAGGGAAAUAAAUAUUAAAUAUCAUGAAAAUUAUAUUAAUAAUUUAUGGAUUGAUUAAUUAAAGUUUUAACAUAACAUUUUGCUGGUAUAAUGUUGUAAUUGUGGAAACUACACGCAUUUGCCCUUGUUAGCGAGUUAGAAGAAGGGCGUUUUAGCGUGUCAGAAGAAAAGUUCUUAGACUUUCGGACGACAAAUUACAAUUUUUAUUCGUGAAAGUGGUCGUGGAAUGGAGAAACGGACGAGGAACUGGGACAAGGGUGUGCUGUUUUUCUAUUGAAACCUGUUUGCUCCGAUUUAUCUGGAUGAAAGCAGAGCUCAACGACGAACGAUGUAUGUAACAGCAGGCUGAAGCAUCGUUCUCGUUUGUUGGCAAACUCGUACUCAAAGAUCGCGUAAACUCGAGGAGCCAACAAAUGAAAAUCAGGAGUAAACAUGCUCCAAUUAUUACUUUGUUUCGGAAUAUGUUCUCUUGAUAGAGUAAACAACACCGAUAUUUAAGAGAAUCUUAAAGGAGCACGUUGAAACAAAUUUUGUUAUAAUCUGAGGUGAUUGUGAACAUGAAUCAUUAAAUUGCAACAACAAAUAAACAGAUAAACGAAAUUGUUGCUCAAACUACCUAUGAGGUUGAAUGAAUAAUUGAAUAUUGUAGGUGGAAUACAGUUUACUCUUCGCUUUAAUGAACAAAUUCACUUCCUGCAAUAUUAAAAUACAUUUCAUAACUAUUAUGUGAUAUAAUUAUCCAUUUGCGAGCGUUACAUACAUUGUUAUUUUCAUGAACACAAAUGAAACGGUGUUCGAGGCAUAGAACGCUGAAAUUGAUUAUUAACAAAACGAGUAAUAAAAUAUUCGGUAAUUAAUUAUUCCUUCUAGAGAAGAUGGUGUGAUAUUAUAACCUUAAAAUUGAUAUGAUUAAUUAAUUACCAUUAGCGAAAGUUUGAAUUACUUUUAAAUUGUGAACGCUUAUUAAAUACGUACUUCACUGGUUAUUCAAUGAUUUAACGUGAAAUUUCUGUCGGAAUUAGUGUAUGUUUCCAAAAGGAAUUAAUUUUAGCAUCGUUGCUAAAUAUUAAAUUUCAGCACCGCUGGUUGUGCAAAAAAAAAUACCGCUGAAAUUUCAUCCAUUUCUGGCCACUUGGUAGAGCUUCCAUUUAAAAUUCGACAAAAAAGAAACAUUGAGCAGAUUCGACGAUGCAAGGGUUAAAUGGAUUCUCGCAAAGGGAUGAGUGAUAUUUCGUAAAUGGUUCGUUGAACGACGGAUUCCACUCUUCUGUCACCUCUUUCAACCCUCAACUUCCGGGAAACGGAUAGUUGAGACGUUGAAUGAAGAUGGCAAGGGGAAAGAACUGUGAUAUAUGCUACGAACGAGGGCUUCGAGAAACGAGGAUGAAAAUAUAAAGGUAGACAGAGAGAUAUUAAUUGCAGAUGGUGGACUAUCCAAAAAAUAAUGUACGAUAUAAAAGAGACGAACGAGAUGAAAGAAAGUUAAAAUAAGGUAUAAAUUUCACGGAGCCUAUAAAAAAAGGUAUCGUAAAGGGAGGAACAUAAAAAAAGCGAGGAAACAAAAUUGAAAUAAGAGCAGCGAUAUCGUAAAAUUGAAACUUGAUUGUUGGAUUUCACCUUUCGAUUGAACAGCAUGGAUAUAAUGUAAAAUUCUGAAAAAAAAAUGGAAUUAAGCGGUAACUGCUAAUCGAUCGGUCGAAUGAAAAGCAAAAAAGAGAAGUAGUAAGGGGGAGGAGGAUGGGCAUGAAAGGGUCGGAAGAAGAUAAAGCACGAGACUCGUGAAAAAAGACAAACUGUUGAAGACAGACGAGGAAAUACCGUGCAAAAGGGAAGCAGAAGUAUUUAUGUGGCAAAAAGGAGAAUAUGAAAGAGAUAUUCGCUUACAGUUUUGGAGGGCUGCCGAAUAUUGAUCCUCUGCGCGAAUUAAACUCGGACAUCAAAUUCUGCAAAAAGGAGAACGCUUGAUAUGUUCCUCGUAAUUGCUACUUUUUAUCAAUCAUAUAUAUUGCAAUCUUAAGUGAUUAAAUGAACGUCAAAUUAUCCGAAAAUCAUGAAUUCUUACGUUCGGGGCAUAAAAUGAAACAAACAUAUAUGUAAAGUAAUUUUAUCUGAAUCGUAUUGAUAUCAGAAUCAAUAUUUAUUUAAAACCGACGUCAAAAUGGAAUUUCUGAAUUUAAACUGCGAUAAUAACAGCGUUGAUAAAAUCGAGCUUCCAACGAACGAGAGAAAAAACAUUCGCAUGUUUUCGAACGAACAGAACGAUAAAUAUUCGAAGCGAUUCGUCAAGCAAUGAUAACGUUUCGUUAUCAAAUCAUCCCGAAUAAAAAUGGAAAAGACCGAAAAAUCGAUACAUUGUUUUUGCGGCCAAAAUGCUGUGGGAUUGUUCAGAAAAUAAAUGAACAAAAAGAAAGAAGAAAGAACGACAAUGAGUUUUUCCACGAUAAACCGCAAAGCUGAUAAACGUUGUACGCGUGUUUACGCUUAAAUUGGGACACGUGUCGUUUCAAAACGCGUUCAUCCACGGGUGUUUUGCCUUUCCCGCAAAAUCGUUUGUCAUAAUUAUCGUCUUUGUCGCGGCAGAACACGCACCGGCGCUAGCGUAAAAGCUAACGCCUCCACGUCAUAAUUAACCUAAUUACGCUGUGCUACGUACACGCGUAUUAUUCCAAGAUACCAACGUUGUUUCAAUCUCUGUAUUCUCGAUCCGAUGAGCCGCGACAGUUGCUCUGAUUAAUUAAAACGAAGCAGUUAGAGCAACAUUUCAAAACAAGCGAACUCUCAGAUUACGUUGCAUAUCACUUUUUUACUCGAGGAUAAAGAGUUUUAAUAAAUGAAGGUUAUAACUCUUUGCUCUGGACGUUGGAGGUUAAAUAACUAUAAGUGAAAUUAAAAAAGAAAUAAAUUUCGAAAGCAUUUUAUCUAGCUUUCAGAGGAUAAUGGAAAAGUUAAACUUGCUAAAAGCUCUUUAUAUUAAAAUAUAGAAGUACGUCAUGAAAGAUUAAAAUUUAUAAAGUUUACACUUCUAUAAUAAGUUAAUACUUCAAACUAGCAGCAAGAUAUAUUUUGUAUAAGAAUUGAUGACGUUCAACGAAGAUUGGAAGCGUUUCACUCAACGUCUGACCAUACGCGCGGUUAUACUACUUACUGCGUCUGGCGCCGGUCCAUGCUGUCUUCAUACUGGAUUAUUCCAAUCGUUCUUCUUCAAAUUAUUUACGAGCAGUGUUAAAAAUUCAUGUAAUAAAAUACAAAGCAGUCUUCGGUUGAUAGAUGGCCCCAUAAGCAAGGAUGCAAUUUUAACCAGCUUGUGUAACGUCUCACCGUGCAUCUUGUGACAAGAGAGAUGCAGAUUGUUACAUAAAUGUCCAAGCAAUCUGUCAGCGGGCGCAUACGUCAUAAAGAACGAUGCAUGAUCAGCAAAGAAGAAAACUCGAACACGUGUCCCGGUGUUUGCGAGCAAGCUGUCUUGCAAGCCGAGGGCGUGGUUGAAACCUGUACGCUUUGUGGAUCUUCGUGUGUGACGUACAAGCUCUGUGAACCAUGUCGACCAAACAGAUGGACGAGUCUCGGUUAGCUGUCCAUGAUGAACAGCCGUGAAUCAGACGAUUCUCUCUCUCUCUCAAAAGCUUUUUAUGGCUUAAUUCUCUCGGCGAAUCUGGAACGUCGUUGCUUUGAAUUGCCUCGGAGAAAAAGGGUCGAUUAUUUUGGAAAGCUUUUACUUCUAAGAAGUGGACUAUAGGGUAACAAAAAUCUAACGCAAAUCCAGCAUUUGGAAGGAAAUUUUUAUUACUCUGUGCAGUAUUUGAAAUUGGAAAAUUGAAAUAUUUAAAAUAAUGUCCUAGCUUGAAUCGCAGUGACUUUUUAUCGUCGUAAUCGCUGUAUCUACAAAGUAUCAGUGUAUUUCUAUUCAAAUAACCCUCGUUUUUGUGAGAAAAAAGAAAAAAUAUACAGUCGACUUGUUUCUCUUUCAACUCACAAGGAUAAAGAACAGCGAGGACCCGUGCACAAUGUCUGAAAAGAAAGAAACUGCAAGGAAUAAAAAGCAAGUUGGUCGUCGUUAAAUCUAGCACAACUUCCGUCAUUAAUAACUCUCCAUUGAACGGACAGGGAAACUGUAAAAAAGGAUCUAGCGAGCCGAACGAAAAGUUCGUGUCCACAAACGAGGGAGCUUGAAUAGAAAAUGGAGUGUAUGGUACAUAUAGUUCCUCGAUACUGUGUAAAUGAAAACAGCUGACGUUCUUAAUAAUGUCACGUAGUUAUUAAACUUUUCUAUAAGUAAUACAUUUGAAAUUAUUCGAAAUUACUUAAGAAAGAUACGAUUAAACGCUUAUAAAUACAGACUCAAAGAGGUCUUUUAAAAAGAAACUGAAAUGAUGAAGAAUCUAGAGACCAAUUAAAGCAAAACGAGUCGGAACGUUUGGUCAAUGAAAGCUACAGAUUGAAAAUGAAUUCGACCGGAUAAGCAACGAUUUCGUGGGGAGUAAUCGAAUCGAUCCAGCAAUUAAUGCCUUCUAUUUGAGGACUCUUUAGAACGUUUGCUUUUAAAGAAAUCGAGCGAACCGCUAGAAACGGCCUGGUGCAGACUGUUUUCUUAUUUAGUUCCUCUUAUUUACGUCUGACGACGGAUAACCGAUAAUGAGAGGCUGUCUCGACGUCUAACGAGAAUCUGUCCAUAAGAGAAAAAAAGAAAAAGGACGAGGGUGAAGGGGAUAUUGGAAACCUGGAAGAAAGGACGAGUUGGCUGGAGAAGGGAUUCAUUCGAUACUCUUAGAAAUUACGGAGAUAACUUGCCUUUUUUCAUAUAGAAACAUUGCACGAAGUAUGAUUAACUAUUUCUUGAUAAUAAACCCAAAGGACAGGAAAGAAGUUUAAUUUAAUAUAAACAUUCUAAAAAUUUGGAGAAUCAAAGAUGGAAUUUAUACAAUAAUUAUAAUUUCACUGAAAUGUAAAAAGGUACAGGUACAAUUUUCACAAGCAUCGUUCCGGAAGUAAGAAGAUUAAAAAGGGUUAGUUAUUGUCGCGAUGGCUAACCAAACUGCGAAUACUUAACGAACCCUGAACUCACUCUGUUUUCCUUUGCAAUUUCACAGAAAACUCGAAGCUGGCUUAUAAUUUCCCCUACGUUACGAAGCAUAUUUGCGAAUACAACGUGACUCGCUUAUAAUUAACAUAGAUGCUGUGGUCAGGAUUAAUUAAAUUUCUGGUGCAUGCGCAGCAAUUAUACGAAUUUCGUCGGUCCUAUUCUGCCCAGCUUUUAUUAAUUUCAAUUUCACCAGAACACGUGUACGAGGCCAGUUAAGAUGCACUCGUUUAACACGAUGCAGAUUGCUCUGUUUUUGCCGUUAUCAGAUUAUCGCAAGAAAUUGGCCGUUUUGAACUGGUAUUCUUUCAUGGAAAGGAGAAGCCGAAGAAAAUUCUGCUUGGAUAAUUACCUGGCAAUCGAAUAAAAGGUUUUAUGAACGCAAUAUUAUUUCAUGGAACAAGAAACAAAGGGGGAUGUGGUUAAUGGAUAAUAAUCGCCUAGUAAUUAAAUGAAAUUCAGAAGAAAUUAAAGAAGAAUUAACUUCCACAUCAAAAUUUAUUACCAAAGAUACCAAGGAAAAAUAUUUUAAUUCAACACAACAAAUUCUAUAUUGGAAAGAGUUAAAAAAAGAAGAAGAUAUCUUGAGAUACGGGUCUAACACGAUACGAUAGCCUGUCCAGUGCACAGCUUGAGGUCGUUUAAAUUGGACACCUAACUCUUUCUCGCCACUUUAUUAUUUUCCCAACAGGGGUUUUCUUCUUUCUUCGUUAUUCCUGGUCGCAUUGUCGCGGGGGAUGAAGAGGUACGAGAAGUAUUACGUGGUCAUCCUGAAAAAGCCAUCGCGUUGCUCCAUGAAAACAGAAGUUAUCGUUGUAGCUGAACGCGGUGAUGUCGUUUUGAGGCGCGAAAAACAUAAUUCCGGACGAGAGUCGUCGCGUGUACUUCCGGGAUUUGUCGAGGCCGUACGUGGUGCUUACAAGCGAAAUCCAAUUUCAUCUCCCUCGAAGUUGAUACGCUUCUUGGACGUUAAACGCGAACGAAGCCGGUCAGAUUCGAUUAUUGCAAGCUGCUAUCGAACUCUUGCAUGUUUCAUGCAACGAGCAACACUGAAUUUCCUAUUAUCGUUGAAGUUAUUACAGGAAACACGUUCUGAGCCAUGAAAUAAUUAUCAGAAAAUGUUCGUAGCACUUAGCUACGUAUCGUUUUCAAGAGAAUUCGCUCCAUAAAAUUGUUACGCGCUUCGACGCCCAAUCACAGAAUUAUUGCACAGGGAAACAAAUGCUCACGGUAAUCGGUUGUGCGCAAAUUUCAUUUCGCAAAUCAGUAAGCAUCGAUGAGCAACGUAUUCGCGGUUAAAUUUCAUACCAUGGGCUACACGGUCCGAUUAAUACCGACACAGUGUCGCCGCAGUAAACCGACACCAAUUAAACGUUCACGGAAUGUCAAAAAACGUUGAUCAUACCAGAUCCGUUCGCGCGAUUAACGCCGAGUACAAUCGACACUUUGAGUUCCGAAUUGACUAACAAAUUUCACAGUGAUUAUAGAAAUUUUUAACGCUACAAUAGACGGAUUGAAUUAUAAUUUUUAUGGAGGAAUUGCGUUACUUAGGAGAGGAAAGGUAACAGUUUAUUUUACUGAAGGAUAUAUUACAUUGAAAAUAUGUUAACCACUAUUCUGGAAAUAAAUUUCGACAUUGAUCUCUACAUACUUCUUCCUUGAAAGAGAGCGGUCUAGUCCCUUCGAGGAAUAACGGAAAUGGGAUUAGCUCCUCUGGUCCCUCUUCUUCCUCGUAUCCUAUUUCCUGCGUAACCUUCCACCUUCGACCUCCUGAGGGAAAGGUAAAAAGGAUACGGAAGAAGAUUUCCUCGGUGAUCAGCGUAACUAGAUUGCAUAUCUUCCUUAGAAGUCUCAUAAACGGAAGACGACGAGUUCCUCGAUUAGCGUAGAUAAGGAAGUGGAUUGUUUCUGACAUUAACAGGAUUGUUAUCGUUGAACAGAACGUUAUUUGACGAUAUUAUCUUGCAUCUUUUGUAACAUUCCGCCAAGAAACCUAUUCAUUGUAUCACGGAAACUCGAAGAUAUUUUUUAUUCCAAGAUACAUUUUUCUCUUUUAUUCAAUAAAAGAAACGUAUAUACAUUUAUUUCGUAGCAAUACCUCUUGAAGUAUGAAAAGAGAUUCAAAGGAAAAUAUUAAUGCAAAUGGAAACAAGAUGAUAUUGAAUGUCUAUUCCAUGCACCAAGAAGAAACUUAUUCUACAAACGAAGAUGUUAUAUUGAAAUAUAAAGAAAAGUAAUAUUCAAGCGACUUUUAACAUGGCAGAUAAAAUGGCAGAUAAUUAUUUUACUAAAAUCCAUUAGUCGAACAAUAUACCGAUCGAAACUCGUUUCGGAUUAAACGAGGAUAAAAGUGAAGAUGGAAUGAAACAUGGAAAAUAUAAAUUCAGUUGGAGAAAGCUCAAUGUGUUGCGGUAGUUGUAGUGAAAUUGAAAAUUAAAAUUUAUGAUUCGGUUAAGCGGCUUGAGCACGACACUGCCUCCGCCGGAGAGAAACUAACUAAGAAACUUUUGAAACAAUGGUGACUGGCUAGCUGGUAUAAAUAAUUAUACGGCUAACCUAUUUUCUUUCGCAUCCUUCACUUCCGUACCGACGCCAGUCCAUAAAUUCUCUCCGCAGCUUCCCGGAACUACUUAUUUUCCUUUGUAAAUACCGAACACGAGAAAUUUUGGGUACAAAAUAGACUAUUAUCGUUCACUGUAACACUUUUUUGGGCCCAUCUGUGUAUCUGCCAACAAUCUUUUCGUCUUUGACAGAGAAAAUUAUCUUCCAGUACUGGCAAUAUUCUCUUAACGAGGAUAAAAUCAAAUGGCAAUUGGUCGUGUCAAAGGAUUGAUUAUUUCAGAUUUAACUAGUUUCCUGAUCCAAAGCUUACCGUCUUCCGACUUCGAAUCUCGAUGAACUUCGACAGCCAAAGUUUCUCGAACUGAAGUCAAAACGCAAGACAGGCUGGAAGCAAGUUUCCAUCCGUUCAGAUUAACCGAAGUCACGGUGAAACUCGUCAACAGACGAGCCUUAUGCUUCGAUGAAAGCAACGGCUGCAGUUUCAAACAAAAUAGUCGUUAUAUUAUUGAUUAAUUCGAAGGAUAUAGUAAUUGUUUGGAAAUCCCAUCCAUUCAAAUUGAAACGUGUCAGAAAAUAUUCUUUCCUUUCCUUUGACGAGCUUACCUCGUUAAUUUCAGUCACACGCUCGCAUUCUUUCGUCGAAGCGAUUAUACUCGCGCAGUUAUCCACUUUAUUAAUCAAAGAAUUACGAAUUCGUUAGAAACUUCCGCGGCCUCGCGAAUUAAUUGAACCCUGUCCAAAGAUCCUUCAGCCCGAAGGAGCACGGAUAACGAAUUUCAUUUUCAUUUUUCCCCGGCCGGAACUUUCCUCCUUGGAAUCCGUCCGAGCUAUCGGAAAAUUCCUCCUCCCGGAAAACUAGGUCGCGACGCGUUAAAAGGCUUCAUCAGCGUAUAAUCGAGCGAAUUGGAUAAUUAGAAUUAACUCGAGAAUUUCUUAUAAACGUGUCAACAGUUUGCGUUUUUCGUUUAAUUUUAAUUAACACAUCGAGUACCGUAAUGAAAACGUACUCUUCAAAAAUAACCUUUCCAAUAACCAUCUCAUAAAUUCACCACGAAUUCUGAUUCGACAUCGUUUUCAACGCUUUUUUCCCGUUCAGCCGGUGUUCCGGUAUCCUGGAACGUCCACGGAACGAAGUUCGGUGAUCGAUGAAAUUGCAUUUAGGUAGAGAACGCCGGUCGUAAUUACAUCGAGGAAUGCUAUCGAUUUGUACUAUGGUGUACCCGUAAUCACGGCCUCGUUGAAGUAUUAUACAUACACGAUCAUAAAGAGGGUGUUGUCCGACGUUCUCUUUCGAACUCUACAGAUCGCAAUGCAUUUUCUGUUUACACGGGCUGUAGUUUACAUAAUAUUUGCAGCAUUCACUCAGGAAACGAUCAAUUGGCAGACAUUUGCAUUGGAAAAGCGGACGCGCAUUAUACGCUCGUAUCAAUAUUAAUUUAACAUGCAAAUAUUAUUUUAAUCGAAGAAUACCUACGAUUCCGAGGAACGAAGGAGAGAUUGUCAGGCAAAGUUUACAUUUGAACAAGAAAAACGAGCAGGGCUGUGUGGACGAUGAAAGUAUACUUGGCGGAAUGCGAAUUGCCCCGAUGUCCCACAUUUAAACAAAUGUUUAUCUUAAAAUUAAUAUCAUUCAUGGAAACAAACGGAUCACGGUUUAUAUACGAUAAAUUACGCGCUGACUAUGAUAGAUUGUGAGAGAAAUUAAAUAAUCAAAGCGGUGAAUUAUGGAAAAUAAUUUUAAGUUAGUCGUGAAUCAGCUCAUUUAAGUCAAAUCUUUCCAUCUCUAAAUCUAAGGACGAAAAUAUACGUCAACCUCAACUUGCGGAUACAAUUCUAUCGAAAAUCCAUCUAAACAUAAAAUGACCUGUCUGUAUCUGUAGGGAAAUUGAAGCGACUAUUCGGACUGAACAGUAAAACUAUUAAAUCUCUUGGUAAUCCCGUACAAGGUCUCAACAAAUUCAGCCAUGAAGCGCCUUAUAAUCGCAUUUUCCGCCAGGAACUCACGCUUUACGAUGUCCCCAUAGUAUAUUUCAUCAAACCUGCGAUGUCGCGUUAAUCUCGUGGUGAAAGGCGCUUCCGUACCAUCCUGGCGCUACGACACGUAAUUUUAUGGCCUCCAUAAAAAGACUUACAUUCGCGAAAGGAAGGAAACGAAUGGAAAAACGAGGAGGACAGAACGAUUCGUGUAUCAACGGUGAAAAAGCAAAGUAAAUAGUUCGGCGUACCGUACCGGGACACAUGUACGCCCAUUUCCGGGUCAACCUGGUUGUUUUGAUCCCCUUUCUUCCGGGGAUGCCCGUGUUACACCCGAGCGCGUGAAUCAAAAUCGUGUCAGCGGGUAGAUCAAUACGAACUCUACGAUCGAAACUGUUCGAACAAGAGCAGAUGAUUUGAAUUUGCACGAGUUUACACAAUGAAUUCCAUCAAGUACUCCACGAUCGAUUCCAUGGAUCCUACGAAAUUCGAUUAUUCCCUCGGGCGCGCUGUUUGCGAUUAACAGGGUUCCUGUUAACGAACCACUUCGAAACAGCUCUCCGAUAAAUUUCUUGCAAACCACACUUGCAGCUAGUAGGUGUUAGAACACCUACUACGCUUCUUUUUGAUUUUUACUAUCACUUCUGGAUAAGGAAAAUUCAAAUUUAAUUUAUAUUUUUCACACGAUUCGUUUGACACUGCUUCAGCUCUGGUAAAUUGAUAUUUAUUUCAACAUUGAAUUUUUGAAUUGAAUUCAGCAUUGAAUUUUUUUACAUUUUAUACCUAUUAUUCAAAAGUUCUCUUAGCACUACUGAUUUCAUUGGAAAAUAAAUGAGAAAUCGAAGAAGGUAAAUGGAAUAGAAGAGAAGUGUAUCAGUAUCAAUCUGAUGUUGAUUCCAAGUAAGCCAAUGUCUCGUGGAUCUUUCUGACGAAGUUUUCCUUCUGUAAUAAGAAAUGUAUUUUCUAUAGAAUAAGUCUAGCACCAUGAAAACUGUGCCAACGGUGACUGGGUACGAGCAAGGCUCGUACUAAGCCACGCGAUCCGUUUGCUCCUAUUUUCCAGAUUGCGGCAGCGGCAUGAACACACGAGACUGGUUACCAAGUGCCACAUUCGCGGAGUGUCGCGCGAUCCCGAACGAUCCAUCAAAAUCGCGACAGACAACUGUUAAACUUUGUGUAUGCAGCUGUAGUGAGUAGAAGAGAAACAGGAAACGAACAGAAUUCAACGAACAAAAGACACAGUGACAAUACAUUGUAACAUAUAAAAAAAAAAAGAAAAAAGAAAAGUGAAUAGACAAAAGUGUGUUGUUGUUCGAUUGACGUGUGACAAGUGAACGGGAAGAAAAAUAAGAAGAAAAGGGGGGGAAAAGUAGGAUAGAAAUGGAGAUCAUCAGCGUGCAGAGUAUAUCAAAGUAUCGUUCGAUCGCGUCUAAGGCCAACGCGAGAUACAUUAAAACGCCAUUCAUGUUCCUUCUCGGGCCAGAGGCAAGAUCGUAAUUUCGUUUUCUUUCGGAACGAACAAUACGCACGAUGAACCGUCUCAGGGAUCAUCGAGAGCUUCAAUCGGGUCGGAUCGGAUCGUAGAAGGUUAGAGGAUUCAGGAAGGUAGAGGAACAGCGUUGUCGAAAGGCAAACUUCAUGAAAAUGGACUCGACGAAGCUGGGUGGGCCAGCCCCAACCAGCCCAAGGGCUGACUCACCAGCCUUACCGACCUACGCGACCACCGCGGACGGCAACAUAGAUUAUAUAAUCGGGGACUACAUGGAAAGACUCGGCACGAGACUGAAUAUACUGGAGACCGAGUUAAAGUACGCGUGGAGAGCGUUAGACCUCCUCAGUCAGGAAUACAUUAAAAUGUGGGAGAGACUCGAGAAACUGGAGGGUCUUCUUUACGAGCAACAGACGGUGAUCAGUCAAUUGAUCGAGUUCUACACGAGCGGUGGCACUCACGAGAACGCGAACGUUGCAGAGGAAUCGAUGGCGAGUCAACAGAGUUCGGUGAGCGAGUUGGACGCGAUCGCGAAGAGCAUCGGCGCAACGAUGGGCAUCGAGGAAACGGCCGCGUUGAGGGAAAAGUUGGCCCAACAGGAAAUGGCGAGAAUGCACGGACUGACGCAGGACAGCACGACCGCUGCUGCAGUAGUUACCGAUAUGCACAGGAACGUUAGGAACUUGGACACUCUGGAGACUCUUGCCGAAGAGAGUAACAUUCCAGACGAGGCGUUCUACAGGAGCUUGAACAACGCUUACAGGGAGGACCUGAUCUGCGGCGACACGUCGAGACCGACCUCGCAACUGGGAAUGAUCUGGGAGGAGGCGGAGGAUGAGGAUGUUAACGGGAAGAAAGAGAUCGAUACGACCAUGUUCGAGAAAACGGCGACGAAGGAUACUGAACUGGAGGAAUUGGCUGGUAAACCGACGAAGGAGGAAAUUCAGGAGUCGGUGACGAAGAAGGAGGACGAAGCUGACGAGGACGAGGGCGAAGUGUUCAGCGCGGCUGAUUACAAAAGUUACCGAGGGAACACGCCUUGCGUCAGCGAACAGGAUCUUGCCCAACUGUCCAGGCUCAGUUCCAUCGAUCAGGUCGCUCUGGAGAAGUUACACGAACUGGACAGGUUGACCAAUAAGUUACAAAAAGACUCUCAGAACUUGAUAGAGUUACAGUCGAGACUAAUGGACUCUCCGAAGAGGCAAUACAACUCGGAAGCUGAAGCGAAAUUAGCGGAAGAGGCGAGUAGCAUAGACGAGCAACUGAGAAAGAUCUAUGCAGAAACUGACGUCGACAGUUGGACCUUCUCGAAGAGUCCUGGAUCAACAGGUAGAUCGAUCUCCAGAGUCAGCACGGACAGUGGUUUGGCCACCGACGGUGAUUUCACGACCAGGUCAAUUUCCCCAAGACUGACAUCUACGUCUAGAACGAACUUGGACUCCAUAUCGAGUACCUACACUCCUCCUAGACUAGGUUACGCCGCGACCGUGCGCGAAAAGAGUCCAGAUCCAAUGAUUCAGUUGCCCAUUGACGUUGGUAGUUUCGCGAAAGGUUACGCGGAGAACAAGGAACUGACAGACUUGAUGGUCGAAAGCUUUGCAGCCGUUACUUGCGCCUCGCCCACCAUUUACAGCACCACUACCGACAAAGUACCGUCUCCUACCCUCUCAGCGGGAAGUGUCCACAGUGUACACAGCGUCCACAGUGUACAAAGUCUUCGAACGAGGCAGGACGGCUACUUCGGCAGCGCUCCGCGACUCAAUCUAGAGUUUCAAGAAAGCAGAACGCCUCCAAGUCCGUCACCCAGUUCACCCCCUCCUCCAGCUCCUCAAGAUUCGGGGGAGACUUUCCUGAUGCCAGGAACUGAUCAAAGAGAACCCGACACGAAACGAUCUCAGAGCCCCACGUUCCUGAGAAGCACGGAGAAACUGGUCUCUCUGGAACAAGGUCGUCUCAGCCCACGUACUCCGCAUUCGCCUAAAUCGCCAAGAGUGUCGCCUAAGCACACCGCCAAACCGGGCAGUGUCGCCAACAUAGUCGCGGCGAAAUCAGAUUCCGGCCUAUCGUCCAUGAGCGGAUGGAGCAGCUUAGACAAGUCGCCAAGUUCUCCUAAGAGUUCGAUCAGCAAGAUGCUUACAUCCUACGCGGUGGAACAUGCCCGAGCGAGUUUAAUAUCGACCACAACUACGGGUAGGUCUAGCAGCCCUAUACCGCCUCUUCCGGAGACCACUACCUCCGUGGUCACGCAGGAACCCCUGUACGACACGCCCGAAGGAAGAGACGCUUUUGCAGCUACCGCGGCCACCAGUCAUUCUUACGCAGCGGCCAUGAACCAUUUGUCAGCGUUCACGUCCAUGAAGACACCGACUACCAAAGAUGACUAUAACUUCGUGCCACCGCCUGCGCCCGCCGCCACCACCUGUCAAAGUCCGAAAAAACGAAGUCGUCAGCAGACGUUGCAACAACAUACUUACGACACAGUCGCACCUGGCAGCACGAUGGAUUACGUGUACAGAUCGGAACAGCCUGCGAUCUAUUCAGUGGCUGGUAGCAAUCGACAACAAGCGAUCACCAGUGUCUACACCAGCGGGUCGGGAACCUAUGGUCCGAAGACCACGACCACGGCCUACUAUCCGGAUUCGAUGGAUCAGUACAGCUAUCAGGAAAAUUUCAGCUCCGCUCAGUACACGGAAUCAAGCGGGAUGGCUCAUGCGAAGAAAGUUUUAAGAAGCGCCGCGUACGCGGAUGGAAUGACCAAUCACGAAGGGUACAAAGCCGCAAUGUAUCGCACAAUGUUCCCCACUGGAAACAUCACCGAUGCUUUAUCUUAUUAUCCGACCAGCGCGAAUUUACCGCGAACGGAAACGAACGAGAGUUCCUGGUUAAACUCGAUGGAGGAUCAGAUACCUCACGACUCAACUUCAUCUAGCAUCAGGUCGUUAACUUCCGACGGCAGUUACUCGCAAAGUCCUUACACUGAUAGGAGGUACCCUCAACCGCCAGCUUACCAGGCCCAUCAAUAUCAUCACACGUAUGCUAAUCAAGGCUAUCCGCAAGCUUAUCAGCAACAAUAUCAGCCGUACAAUCAAAGACUGAGCGGCUCCGAAAGCGCACAACUCGCUGAUGGCUACCAGAGGCAAUGGCAAAGGGAGCAUCAGUAUAUUCAGGAUCACGAGGGCGGAAGAUUACCUAUCGAUCAGGCGCAGCAUCAGCAAAGCGAAUACUACGACGCUUCGAGCGUCAUAGUGUCCCAAUCAGGCUACAUCAGCAUUGCGACAAAUUUGAAGGAUCACGAGAUGGAGAACGCGAAGACUGGCAAGAAAAUUAGAAGGGGUUCGUCGUUGAAAAACGCGAUGAGCUCUAUGAGCAACUGGUGGCCAGAUCUUCACCUCAGCAAGAGACACAGAAGUCACUCGUUGCCUGGUGGAGUGAGGAGAGAAGACCUGGACAUGUCUCAGGAGCCUCAACAGAAACUUCCAGCGGACGCAGGCGUGACCAGAGGUCGUGGUAGAGGGCAAACCGCCAGGAAGAAGAAGAAACACAUCCUCGUCUCUACUGUAUCCGGAAUUCUGCAGAAGGCGAAAAGGCGAACCCAUCAGUCGCAAUCUUUGUCCGAUCCCGAACAAUCUGAAACCGAAUGGAGCAGCGGCAGACAGAGCGGCUUGUCGGAAGACGAGGACAGCGUGAUGUCCGACGCGAAUCAGGAGCCUCCUUUCUUCGCCAAGGUGAAAACUGCGAGCACAAAGCGUAAACCGGUGUCGCAACCGGUUGUCCAACAGCAACAGCCAACCACGCAACCAUUGCCCUUGCAGCAGAAAGAGUACAUUCAGCAACAGCAACAACAGCAGAAUUUACAGCAGCAACAGCAAGUUCUUCAGCAACAAAUUCAACAGCAUCAAGAACAGUUGCAACAGCAGGCACUCCAAGAUGGUUGGGGCAAAGAAAAGGAUCAGAGAAAGGAAUUGGAUCACGAUGGGUCCGAUCAAAUGGGUGGUUUCGACGAAGAGACGUCAGGAAAGAGCACUGGCUCCGGUUCAGGUGGUUCCUCGAUAUUCCAAACUGUCGGGGAUAUUAAACGAUCCACGGGUAGUUCCGACGAGGCACCGAACGAGAAGGCACCGAAACUUCCGCCAGUGACAUUGAUGGGCGCCAGUAUGGAAUUCGCUGUGUCCAGGGCACUGGGCAAGUAUCGUCAAAGACAGUCGUCCACAGUGUCCGACGAACAACCGCCGAGCGAGGAAGCGAGUAGCGAGAAGAAGUCUGAAGAUGGAACCGUCCAGACCCUAGAAACUAGCUUCGAGUAUCCCGAGGACGUGUCGGAGAAGAGCGAGAAGAGUGAAAAAUCUAGCAGCACGAGACUACCCGAAUUAGUAACCAGCAUAUCAGAAGAGGGUCCACCCUCUGAAGGAAGCCCGUCCGCGUCGAGCACGAGGGGUCAAACGACCGGCACUCGAUUCCUACCACGGCAUCAGCAAUCUCUCGAAAUUCCUUGGACAGGCUCGAGGCCCGGCGAGCUGGACGAGGACAACCGUAGCACGCAUUCCUAUCGAAGCACGUCGAGGGUCUCCUCCAGGCGGCAAAGUACCGAGGACUCGAUUGAUUCCGAGGACGAAUGGUACCGAUACGAGCUGAGAAAGCUAGAGGAACUCGAGAGACAGUCGCAAAUAGAGGUCGAGAUGGGGGAAGUGCUGGUGGAGGAACCCGAGGAAACCGAGCACUAUCAGCCAGACGAUACAGUGAAGGAGAAGAUGUCGUUCGUGUUGAAGGAACUGAAGCUGAAGGCCAAGCCACGGGAACAGAUCAAAGAAGAGAAAGAAGAAGUGCGAGGCAGCAAAAUCAAUGGAACACUCUCGAAGGAUCGGCGAAUAGAGGAGAGGGACAGGUACCGCGACGAGAAGCCUAUCCCAAAGCGAAAAUCCGCGGAGAGUAUCGAAGCGGUGUUCGCGAGGGUUACCGAUUACCAUACUUGGGCACACGAAGAAGAAGCCAAGAAAGAAAAACCGUCCUCCGCCAUGGAGGAAGGUUCCUCCGGUGAGACGUCAGGUCCUGACAGUCCAGUUCAAUCUAUGGACGAGGAAGAAGAAGAGGAGCUACCGAAGGAUGUCGACGAAGAGCAAUCGAGACGCAGCUCCAGUGGAUCGACGUUUCGUCAAGGGGAGAAGAUCCACCCUGGUUCUGAGCCAAUUUCUCGCGAAGGUAGCGUGAGCGUCCCACCCAGCGAGGUGUCCGUCAGCAUCCCAGGUGCUUGGGACUCGGAGAGCACUGUACUUGAAGGACUCGAACGGGACGGGGCAGGCAGUGCUGAAACAGCUACCACGGCCACCUUGAGCCUGCCGAAAAUCAAAAUCGAUUCCUCCUCCUGCGGUAGCUCGGACACGACGCUGAAGGAUGGCCAGGUGAGUCCUGGACCACCUGGUUCUAAAUGGAAGCUGUUGAAAGCGUUGAAAGAGCGUAAGGCAGAGGAGAAGAUGAAGGAAGUUGAGGAGGCCUCUAAGGAACCUACUAUUUCUCAGGGACCCACGGCAAACGGCAGCGGACCUGGUGGCGAAUCCGGGGGACGAGGCAACGGACAUCUCGGGGACAAUCCUUUCUACAGCAACAUCGACAGCAUGCCGGACAUUCGACCGCGCCGAAAGUCGGUGCCAUUGGUCUCCGAGCUGGUCUUGAAGACAAUGGCGGCGACGAAGAGGAACACUGCAGGUCUAGCAUCGGCUGUGCCCAGAGCAACGUUGAACGACGAGGAGCUGAAGAUGCACGUCUACAAGAAAACGCUGCAAGCGAUGAUCUACCCGAUUUCCUCGACGACGCCGCACAAGUUCGUCACCUGGACAGCUACGUCGCCGACCUAUUGCUACGAGUGCGAAGGUCUUCUCUGGGGUAUUGCUCGACAAGGUGUGCGGUGUACAGAGUGCGGAGUCAAGUGCCACGAAAAGUGCAAGGACCUGCUGAACGCUGACUGCUUGCAAAGAGCGGCUGAGAAGAGCUCGAAGCACGGGGCAGAGGAUAAGGCGAACAGCAUCAUCACAGCCAUGAAAGAGCGAAUGAAGCAGAGGGAGCGAGAGAAGCCGGAGAUCUUCGAGCUGAUCCGCACGACGUUUACAGUCGACCCGGACACGCACAUAGACAGCCUCGAGCAGGCCGAACAGAUCGUCCUUGAGGGUACCAGCAAGUGGUCCUGCAAGAUCGCAAUCACAGUGAUCUGCGCUCAAGGGUUGAUCGCAAAAGACAAGAGCGGCACGUCUGAUCCGUACGUGACGGUUCAGGUCGGCAAAGUGAAGAAACGAACCAGGACGAUGCCGAGGGAAUUAAAUCCGGUUUGGCACGAGAAGUUCUACUUCGAGUGUCACAACUCGUCGGAUCGGAUAAAAGUGAGAGUGUGGGACGAGGACAAUGACCUGAAGUCGAAGCUGCGGCAAAAGUUGACGAGAGAGAGCGACGAUUUCCUCGGGCAGACCAUCAUCGAGGUAAGAACUCUGAGCGGUGAAAUGGACGUCUGGUACAACCUGGAAAAGAGGACGGACAAGAGCGCUGUGUCCGGUGCGAUCAGGCUGCACAUCAGCGUCGAGAUCAAAGGAGAAGAAAAGGUGGCGCCUUAUCACGUGCAGUACACCUGCUUGCACGAAAACCUUUUCCACAGCCUGUGCGAGAAAAACGACGGUGUGGUCGCGUUGCCUCAAGCGAAAGGAGACGAUGCUUGGAAGGUCUACUUUGACCCGCCUGGCGAGGAACUCGUCGACGAAUUCGCGAUGAGAUACGGCAUCGAAAGUAUCUACCAAGCUAUGACACACUUUCACUGCCUCUCGACGAAAUAUCUAUGUCCAGGUGUGCCAGCUGUAAUGUCAACUCUUUUGGCGAACAUAAACGCGUAUUAUGCCCAUACGAGCGCAAGUUCCGCAGUCUCGGCCAGUGAUCGAUUCGCUGCCAGCAAUUUCGGGAAAGAGAAAUUCGUGAAGCUACUGGACCAGCUGCACAACUCGUUGAGGAUCGACCUGUCGAUGUACAGAAACAACUUCCCGGCUUCGAGCCAGGAGAAACUGAUGGACCUGAAGAGCACGGUCGACCUGUUGACCAGCAUCACCUUCUUCCGGAUGAAGGUUCAAGAAUUGUCCAGUCCACCAAGAGCCAGCACCGUGGUGAAGGAUUGCGUGAAGGCUUGUCUGCGGUCGACUUAUCAGUUCCUGUUCGAGAAUUGCUACGACAUCUACAACAGGGAGUUCCAAGUGGAUCCGAGCGAAGCGAAAAGGGACGCGGAAGAUCACGGACCCAGUUUGGAGUCGUUGGAUUUCUGGCACAAACUGAUCGCGUUGAUUGUCUCGGUGAUCGAGGAGGACAAGAACAGUUACGCGCCUGUUUUGAAUCAGUUCCCGCAGGAGUUGAACAUCGGUCAGCUGUCAGCGGCCACCAUGUGGUCCUUGUUCGCGGUCGACAUGAAAUACGCGCUCGAGGAGCACGAACAACACAGACUGUGCAAAUCCUCGGCCUAUAUGAACCUUCAUUUCAAGGUUAAAUGGUUGCACACCAACUACGUGAAGGAUGUGCCACCGUACAAGGGCGCCGUGCCGGAAUACCCGGCUUGGUUCGAGCCGUUCGUGAUGCAGUGGCUGAACGAGAACGAUGACGUCUCACUGGAAUAUCUCCAUGGUGCCUUCAACAGAGACAAGAAGGACGGAUUCCAAAAGAGCAGCGAACACGCGCUGUUCAGCGUCUCCGUCGUCGACGUCUUUACUCAAUUAACUCAGUGCUUCGACGUGGUCUCGAAGCUAGAGUGUCCCGAUCCGGAGAUCUGGAAGAGAUAUAUGAAGAGGUUCGCGAAGACGAUAGUGAAAGUGUUGGUCGCGUACGCCGACAUCGUGAAGAAAGAAUUCCCAAGUCACCUGAAGGAAGAACGCAUCGCUUGCAUUCUCAUGAACAACAUUCAGCAGCUUCGGGUGCAAUUAGAGAAGAUGUUCGAAUCGAUGGGUGGAGAGAAACUGGAAGAGGAUGCGGCGAAUAUAUUGAAGGAACUUCAGCAGCAACUGAACGGAGCACUCGACGAUCUGGCUAUGUUGUUCGCGAAGAGUCUAGAACCAAGGAUAACAGCAUCGGUGAAGGAGCUGGGUGAUUUGUUGUUGGCCAUCAAAGGUGGCGGACAAGUACAACUGUCCCAACCAGCUCAAAGGAACAACGUAGCAGUGGAAGCUGACGAAGUGCUUCGUCCUCUGAUGGUUCUUCUCGAUGGAAGCUUAUCGUUGUAUGCUGAAUCCUGCGAGAAGACUGUGCUGAAGAGGCUGCUGAAGGAGUUAUGGAAGAUCGUUAUGAGGAUCUUAGAAAAGACGGUCGUGCUUCCACCUAUGUCGGAUAAGAGCAUGAUGUUCAAGAAUCUGACGGAUAACGCAAAGAAUCUAGCGGCGAACGCGAAGAUCGAAGACAUGUCGAAGUUGUUCAAGAACCAUAUGAGUGGCAAGCCUGAUGUGAAGAAUGCGCUCAGCGGUGUAAUGGAUAUUUCUAAAGAAGUUGAGAAGAAUCUGUCCCCGAAACAGUGCGCUGUUCUCGAGGUUGCACUGGACACCAUCAAACAGUACUUCCAUGCAGGUGGAAAUGGUCUGAAGAAAGCUUUCUUGGAGAAAUCACCAGAAUUACAGAGCUUGCGAUAUGCUUUGAGCUUGUACACGCAAACGACGGACACUCUUAUCAAGACCUUCGUCACAUCUCAGGUUAACCAAGUGCCACUGAACAAAGCGUCACAGCUACGUCAGCGUCAACGUUCGAUGAGCAGCGAGAGAGGUGGCGACGAAGGGGAAGGAGCCGAGGGUAUGGAAAGCCUCGAGGAACCCCUUCGCCAGAGCAAGCCCUCUCUUCGUCGAGAGAGUCGACAAGUUCCAGAUACCGCUGGUACGGAUGAAGGUUCGGUAGGAGAAGUUAGCAUUCAGGUGGAUCUCUUCACGCAUCCUGGAACCGGCGAACAAAAGGUCACAGUGAAAGUGGUCGCUGCGAACGAUCUGAAAUGGCAGCUUGCGACAGGAAUGUUCAGGCCGUACGUUGAAGUGAAUCUGAUCGGUCCGCACUUGACCGGAAAGAAGAGGAAGCAGUCGACGAAGUCGAAGAGCAAUAAUUGGUCGCCGCAGUUCAAUGAGAGCUUCGAUUUCAUGAUCGGCAACGAGCAGCAGCAGCUCGACUUCUACGAGUUGCACAUCUGCGUGAAGGAUUACUGCUUCGCCAGAGAGGACAGGCUGGUCGGUGUGGCUGUGAUGCAGCUGAAGGACAUCGUCGAGGAAGGUUCUUGCGCCUGUUGGUUGUCGCUCGGCAAACGAAUUCAAAUGGACGAAACUGGCUGGACGAUCCUGAGGAUCCUCUCGCAGAGGAACAACGACGAGAUAGCGAAGGAAUUCGUGAAGCUGAAGAGCGACAUCAGACAGGAAACACCUCUGCCUAAUCCUACCUGAAGCUCGGAGACGCAGCAUUAAUAGCCGAGAGCGAAGCGACAUGCGUCCUUCGAGUUUGGAAAGAGCUCGGAGGUGAAGAAGAACAGGAGGGGCGUUGUCCACAGGGGAAACUAGAAGCGUUCGGCCGUCGUUGUCGAGAACGAAGUCCAUAACACCACCGUGAGACACACGCACACACGAGAAUAAAUUACACGAGAAAUCGCCGAUCAGAACGAUCGGCCGAAUCUUUUUCGGUUCUAACCAUGUCAGCCAGCGAGGGAACGAGAGAUGCGUCCGCCCGAUCGACAUCCUUCUUCUUGUUCCCUGAGCAACCACACGUUCCGGUCGAGCGUGUUCUUCUCUCUUUUUUUACGAAUCACAGAGCUUUAGCCCCGUCCCCUAAACGAACCGAGAAACAAAAGGAAAGCGUGUCAGACAACGUAUUCGAACGAACGGAGAUUCGAGUCUCCCCUAAUGUUCGUCCAUCGGAAGCAAGAUGGAAAAGAGGAAAUGAAAGGGCGAUUGCCCUUUCGAAGGCCGCUUCGAGAGGAACGACGAUCAAGACGGUGAUCGAUGGACACGGUUAAACACGGAACGGAUUAAUUAUUAUUCAUACGAGUGCCGUGACGAAGGAGGAUAGAGAGCCUUAGGUAUCGAAGAGUGUUCCGAAAAGACGCGAAACGUGGAAACAGUGCUGCCAGUACGCAAUAUAUUUGGUAAUAUUCGUAAGGUUAGGAAGAAAGAGUCGAAUUUAGUCGUAACGAUGCGUCUAGCUCGAUCACGCCUCGUCGAAGUCUCCGGAUAUCCCGGUGGAUAGCCAAUCGACGGGGAUCGUGAUAGCACUACGAGAACGAAGGAUAAUCGAAUCAGGGUCCGUGGUAGCAAACGAAACGGUCGUGCUUUCGAAAUACUGAAAAUGCGAAUAAUCGUGCUGCAACGGGGGGGAGACGUGAUACCUAUAACAUAGACCCUCGUGCGAGACGACGUUUUAGGCCGUUUGUUCGGGAAGACGAGUUUACUUGUAGAUACGUGAAACACAUUGUUGACGAAGAAGUUUUUUCUAAUAACAGUUUAACAUAGCAUUGCGUACGACCAAUAGGCGCGUCACGACGUUACUCGGGUCGCGCCGUUAGUAAUAAAAAUAGGCAUUGUAAUGUAAAGUUACGUUCUUAUCGUAAGGAUUAACAAGAGAUCGUAAGAGUCUGAUUGUUGUGGCGAAUGAUGAAACGAGGUCCGCUCGAAGACUUCGAACACUGUCCGUGAAUCAUCCCUAGUCUCGCUUCGAUAACCCUUUGACGUCUGAAAAGCAUGAAGAAAUAAUAAUUAAAAAAAAAAAAGAACACAGAGCGCUUCUUCGUCCGCCUUCGAUUUCCAAUUUUCGUACGAUAUCGUUAAAAAUCGAGAGCUCGGUCGUCGUGGCCGUCGAACGCGAAACCGUAUCUACGAAUCGACGACGGGACAAACUUUUUUGGAAAUUAAACUUUAUAUCGUUGUAGCUGUAUGGUAAUUAAAAACUAAUCAUCUAACUUCGACACUUUUUCCCGACGAUCGUUGCUUUUUGUGUGAGCGAGCAAAACCAAGUAUAUAAACGCGACGAGGUGGAACGCAAGCUUCGAAAACGGACAUUUAAAUACUUCUCUGUCCAUUCGCUUGAUAACUCCAUUGAUAUUACUCUUGUAUAUAGAUGAAACGUUGUCAUCUCGUGGACACCGGUACGUUCGGUUUCGUCGAUCGUUGGCUCUCGAACGACAUAAGACUUCCCCCUUCCCGAGAAAUGAAAACACGAACUCGAGGAAAUCGAGGGCGGACGUGGGUUAAAUGGUCCCUCGAUCUGCUACAGUACGUUUACGGAUGAUCCUUCGUUUCGCGUUUAACGUCGUUCGGUAACUUCGGAGACGCUUGUCAAAAAAGCUGCACGCGUCGCAGUUAUUCGCACGAAGCUUCGAUCGGAUCUCUCCCGAGAUAACUGUGAACAAACGAGGAAACAGAAGAUGAAACUUAACGACGAUGCACAAAAGUUGCACGCGACUUUAAACAAAAAGAAUCUAAUGAAUUUCAUUCUCUCCGGCCUUCGCACAGGUCGACCAGACAUACAAUUCCAGAGAUUAAACACGAUUAUAUCCAACAAACAAACCAAAAAAAAAAAAAAAAAGUUUCUACUACGUAGUACGUCUAGAUAUACUUACGUAUUGUGUAUAGUGUCUAAAUGCUGAUGUAGCUGCGAGCGCGGGAUAUUCGUUUGGAGAGAAAGAGAGAACGAUAGAGAGCCACCCAGGAAAAGGAACGUUCCACAAUCUCACGAUAUAGAUUAUAUCGAAGAACCAGGUGUUUUCCAUACUCGAACGCGUACCUUUACAGAUCAGCCGCAUAGAGGUUCGUUCAAUGGUUACGUAAUUUUAUCAAAAUUAUCUCUUAUACACGUAAUUUCGCGUCAAGGAUCCGACCGGUUUCACGGUAGCCCGAUCCUAAUCAAGGAAACUUGUAGAACACUUAUAGAGACACGAUGUUUCGAAUCGUUUCAUUUAACGAACAUCAUGCUCACUGCGAUGUUCCACGACGCGGUUAGAACGCUUAGAUCUACGUAUACAGGUGGCCAAAUCUGUGCCGUUCGAUUAGAAAACUCCUGACGAAUAAAAUACUCCUUGUGCGCGCGAACGCGUUCCAGAUCGUUUUUUCGAGCCCGGAAGCGUGAGCGCGUUAAAAACAAAAGACAGAGAAUGAAAUAGGAAAGCCGUCGGUAACGUGGACGGAUAGAAAAAAGAAAAAGAAAAAAAAACAACAGAUGAAUGAUAGAUAGAGGGAUUACGAAAGGGGAAAAAUGGGAAAGCAGAGAGAAACACACGGGUCCGCGAUCUCGCCACCAUCUUCAUUUGUAAAAGUGUCUAUUUUCUCCGCUGCCUAAGUACUUACAUACUAAUUGCGAAACAAGGGCUGGCGAUUCGGUAUCCAGGCCAAGCGUGUCGACGAAACGGGAACGGGCCUUUGUGUCUCCACCCCCCCGGACACCUUUGAAUUUACGGGUCAGCCGGUAAUCGCGCCUCGUCGACCACACUGGCCAUCAAUUUUUUCCUCCUACUCUCCGCUUCGAUUAAUAUCUCGUAAGCUUAAUGAAAAUAUCUCGUGUAUUCUGUGAUAAUUACCCCUUUAAAGUACACACAUAAACACACACAUCCACACACAUGUUACACGCGCGUCUUUUUCGAGCACUAACAUCAGCGUACAGUAUCAUUUACGUGAUCACGUAUGUACAUACGAUACGCGCCCCAUACAACAAUCACACUAAAGCACGUGAUUACACCGAUCCCAAUAACAACAGUAUUUUUCUCUUUUAAAUGACAUUUCGAUUUCUAUUCUCUAUACUCGUUAAACGUCCGAAGAGUCUCGUCGGUGUGUGAGAACGAAAGGUACCGCGGUUAUCGUCGAUAUGGCCAACCGGAAGUAAGAAAAGAACGGAAACGAGGGGGAUGCAUCUGGAUAAAUGAAAAAGAAAUUUUCACGCGAUUCAUAGUAGUAGGAAUAUAGAUAUUCUUAUUUCUCUUGGUUUUUCUCAUUAUUCUGUCUUGUUUAGGGACAGAGAACAGUCUCUGAGAGGUUGAAAAUAUGGGGAAGGAAAAUACAUAUCUCGUAGAAUGAUCAAAUGAUAAGUUAUUAUUAGGUUGUUCCACAUCAAAUGGUCGAUUUCAAAAUGAAAAAAUGAAAUUCGUGUAUUGUUCCUCUAAGGGUUUCAGUCAGGAUAUUCCUAAGUGAAGGCUAUUGGAAAUUUAAUAAUAAACAUUUCUUUUUCUUCUCGAAUAUUUCAGUAAACUAGUUCCUGCAAGUGAUCUAAGGAGAACAGUAUAGUUAUUAACAGCUUUUUGAAUAAAUCUACCGUUUCAUUCGCAACAGUCCAGGGGUAGACAGUAAAAAAGAGCGUGAGAUUUAUAAAUACUUCUUUCUGUGAUUGAUCUUGUUGCGUGAGUCGAUCGAUCGUUUUUGAAAGGACAAGGGAAAGGGAGCAGAGGAAAAGAGAAAAGAAAAUGGGACGCGUACAAUGUAAUAGGGUCAAGUGUUCCGUAGUUCUUGUUCGACGAGAACGCGACAUGUCACCGCGGGUACUUUUGUGUCCGGUAGCCGACCACAGGCGCAGAACCAAAGGAAAGUAUGAAUUGCUUAAAACAUCAGACUCUAGAUUUGCUGUAUCGCGGGAGCGUGUAGCAGAGGAAACCAUUUAACAAAGGCAAGAAAGGUAUAUAAAGAUGAAACGAGGAAACGAACAAAUUAUAUACACAACUGUUGACAAUACUAUGCUUGAGAAAUCGUACGAUGCGUAUGUAAUAUAUCUAACAAAAUAUUAAUUAAAAAGAACAAAAGAAAAACCAUUAAAAAAAGAUAAUAAUGAAAAUGAAAAAAAAAAAUAUAAGAAGACGACGGAAUGUUUGUGUUUCGUAAGUAAAGCAUAUUAAGGAGAUACAUUUGUAAUCCAUGCGACGAGAGGCGCAUUUGCAAGAAAAAAAAACGA
Osmia lignaria (orchard mason bee) is the source of this 25851-nucleotide messenger RNA. Lineage: Eukaryota; Metazoa; Arthropoda; Insecta; Hymenoptera; Megachilidae. The record is from RefSeq and is a predicted model, not a curated record.